Molecule: messenger RNA, 2405 nt
Organism: Sycon ciliatum
Lineage: Eukaryota; Metazoa; Porifera; Calcarea; Leucosolenida; Sycettidae
Product: DNA/RNA-binding protein KIN17-like
Exons: 7
Coding region: 331-1752 (473 amino acids)
Biological process (GO): DNA damage response; DNA replication
Cellular component (GO): nucleus
Molecular function (GO): double-stranded DNA binding
Source: RefSeq, a predicted model, not a curated record
CACGUGAUCGCGAGUAAAAGUUUUUUUGGCAGUUUUUGCAAACUGUACUUCACCUUUUGCAUUCAAACAGAUGACAAAAAAAGCUCUUGUCUUGAAAAUGAAAGCAUGAAAAAUGGUCCUUUUGUUUGACUUGAUGCGUUGUGAGAACGUUUGUCCAGCCAUCGAUCGAGACCACCAUUGGCUAACUGCUACAACGGAGUCCAAAGAGCAGGCUGUUUCUGUUUGUUGAGGCGUAGUGUUGCUGCUGGCGUGUUCCCUUGUCGUUUGGCCUGGCUCGUGUAACGUCGUGUUCGACCAUUAGCACUGUGACCGUAAUAGCUUGAGGAUAAGAUGGGCAAGGAGAAAGCAGGUUUCAUGACGCCCAAGGCCAUUGGGAAUCGCAUCAAGGCCAAAGGGCUGCAGAAGCUGCGCUGGUACUGCCAGAUGUGUCAGAAGCAGUGCAGAGACGAGAACGGGUUCAAAUGCCACUGCAUGAGCGAGUCGCAUCAGCGGCAGCUGCUUCUCUUCGCCGACAAUGUGGACGAAUACCUUGAUGGGUUCAGCAAAGAGUUCAUGGAAACGUUCAUGGAGAUGUUGAAACGCAGCUACGGUACUCGACGUGUUCACUGCAACAUUGUGUACAAUGAGUUCAUAGCGGACCGUGAGCAUCUGCAUAUGAAUGCCACCAGAUGGCAGACACUGACAGAGUUUAUCAUGUAUCUGGGGAAAGAAGGUUCGGUUGUUGUUGACCCGACGGAAAAAGGUAUCUUCAUCACAUACAUCGACCGUGAUCCGGAGACGCUGCGUCGACAGGAAAUCCUUCUGAAGCGUGAGAAGUUUGAAGCACUGGAGGCCGAGAAAGCCGAACGAGCGCUGGAAGAGCAGGUUGCCAGGGGCAACAUGCUAGCCAAGCCCACUACUGAAGCCGUCUACACUGAACUCAAGCGAGAUGAAGAGUCCGACAAGAAAAUUGCCUUCUCCCUUUUUGGCCGCGCUACAUCAGGAGCCAGUUCAGCAGCAGCAGCAACCAGUACAGUUGACAUGACAUCGGAGCGUGGUGAAGAUGCAUCUGCCUCUGCCCCCGCUGACGCUGAUGAAGCGUCUAGUUCAGCAGCUGCUGCUCCUGUGACUGCCUCGCCGACUUGCGCCGCAGAGCCAUCAUCAUCGUCGUCAUCAUCAUUGGCGACUGCAGCAAGCAAAUUGCAGCCGUUGGCAAGAAACAAUGCGUUGCAGGAAGCUGCCAAGAAGGCCACGCUCGCCAAGCAAACGUCAAGCUCUGCCUCCCGCAAGCGCAAAUCCGCCCUUGAAGAGAUAAUGGAGGAAGAGGAGAGAAAGAAGCGCCUGAAGAAGCCAAGCGGUGGUGGUGGUAGCGGUGGUAGAAGUAGUGCAGCGUCGUCAAUGGCCGCCGCCAACAAGGACUCCGCGUCUGCCUGGCUCCACCGAGGCAUUGUGGUUAAAGUCAUGAACAAACACAGCAACCUGUACAAGCAGAAGUGCACAGUCGAGUCGGUCACCAACCGGGGCUGUACGGCCCAGCUGCGCGACCCCGACACCGGGGAGCUUGUGCCCGUGCCGGAUUCCGACCUGGAGACGGUCAUCCCAGCCAUUGGACGCAGCGUGAUUGUGCUGAGCGGGGAGCAUCGCGGCCUGGAAGCCGUACUGGAGAAGAUCAACGUGGAGAAUUUCUGCGUGAAUGUGACCGUGGUGCGUAACUUGAAACAGCUCAAGCGCCUGCCCUACGAACACGUGAGUAAGAUGGCCUCGAAGAAGUGAUGCGACGAGUAAGUGAGUGAGGUUUGGCGGACUUUGGCCUUUCACCGUCGCCAGCGCUCUGUACUGUGUAGUGUGUUGUGUUAUCCUGUCAUCACAUCGGCAAUCGCUACAAACACGUGAGCAGGAUGGCCUCGAAGAAGUGAUGUUGUGAGCGAGUAAGGUUUGGCACUCUAUACUAUCUAGUGUUGAGUUAUCCUGUAUCAGCAGUUGCACUCUGCUCCCGGCUGUUCAUCAUCGUUCUCCUCAGCAUACUGUGUGAUGGGAGUCACACUGCUGGCCAAUGUGUGUGUGUUUUCAACCUCUUGAAUAAAAAUAGCGCCGGACACAACGCAGCCCAAGCACUACAAACACUUUGCCGUGCACUCGAACUGUUGCAUGCUGUCACAGUAUGCCCUCCACUCCUUUGCCCCCCCCCCCCCCAGCUCUAUCUUAUGUGCUGGUCACAUUUGAGAAUUAGUAUUUUUAAAUACAUUGCCACUGGUCUUGCCCGACUUUCAAUGCUGUGUUUUGUACAUUUUGAUUUCUUGUGUCCUUGGUCUUGCUCAACUUUUACUGCCGUUGUUUUGUAUACCCCAAUCGUUAGGUCCUCGGCUUGUGGCAUUUUGUUUCAUUGUGUCCUUGGUCUUGCUCAACUUUCACUGCUGUUGUUUUGU